CCAUGGCUCCCUAUAAAGUUCCCUGCGCCCUGCAGCCACCUGCUCUCCCUGGCUUUGGGCACCUCCUGCUCUCGCCAUGGCACUGCACUGGGCCCUCGAAGCCCUGUGCGUCCUGCCACUGCUGAACCCCCAGAACCCAGCAUGUGCCAAUGUCACAGCCAUGCCCAUCACCAGUGCCACCCUGGACUGGCUCACUCGCAGGUGGUUUUUCGUUGCCUCCGCCUUUCGGAACCCCGAGUACAAACAGGGGGCUCAAGAGAUCCAGACAGCAUUCUUCUACCUUGACACUCACCCCAAGGAGGACAAAUUAUGGGUCCGGGAGUACAUGACAAUUGGGGACCGGUGCAUCCAGAACUCCACCAUCCUGAGUGUCCAGAGGGAGAACGGAACCUUGUCCAGGAUGGAGGGGAACAAGGAGCACUUCGCCCAUCUGCUGCUGCUGCGGGAUCCCCGGAGCUUCAUGCUGGCCUUCUUCCUGGAGGACGAGCACAAGCGGGGACUGUCCUUCUAUGCUGACACGGAGCGGGCCAGCCCCGAGCAGCUGGAGGAGUUCCGCAAGGCCAUCCAGUGCGUGGGCCUGCCCACGUCGGAGAUCCUGUACGUGGACUGGAAAAAGAACAAGUGUCCGCUGCAGCAGCAAGAGAAGACAAAGGGAAAGGAGGAACCCUAGGAAGACCGCGCUGGGCAGCACCUUGGGGACCCGAGGCUGUCUCACUCCCUCCCACCCUCUGUGCCUCUGUUUUGUCUCUGCAUCAAUAAAGGACCAGUUGGACACAGUCA
Messenger RNA from Heterocephalus glaber (naked mole-rat), 780 nucleotides. It is a transcript of the gene Orm1, whose product is annotated as orosomucoid 1. Gene Ontology annotation, biological process: regulation of immune system process. NCBI's taxonomy places the organism in Eukaryota, Metazoa, Chordata, Mammalia, Rodentia, Bathyergidae. The record is from RefSeq and is a predicted model, not a curated record.